Molecule: messenger RNA, 1342 nt
Organism: Tetrahymena thermophila SB210
Lineage: Eukaryota; Ciliophora; Oligohymenophorea; Hymenostomatida; Tetrahymenidae
Product: kinase domain protein
Exons: 15
Biological process (GO): nucleocytoplasmic transport; activation of GTPase activity
Cellular component (GO): perinuclear region of cytoplasm; nucleus; cytosol
Molecular function (GO): small GTPase binding; GTPase activator activity
Source: RefSeq, a predicted model, not a curated record
AAAUAAAAAAAUAAAUUAUCAUUAAAUCAACUAUUAAUUUCUUUAAAAAAAAAACUAAAAUGAUAUAAAAACACAAAUACUUUCAUAAACUAGAAGAUUUUUUACACUCUGCUCAAAACUCUUUUGAUAGUAUUAUUAUAGCUCUUAAUAAUAAGUAAAUUGGUGAUUACGAGUUAUAUAGAUUAAGCUCGGCUUUACAAAAUCAAAAUACUAUCAUGUUUUUGAAACUAGAAGUUUACAAUAAUAAAAUUGAUAAUCAAGGAGCUGAAGAUCUUGCUUCUGCUUUAUCAAAAUGCAAUAAUCUUUUAAAAUUGAGCAUUAAUUUAAGCAGCAAUAACAUUCGUGAAAAAGGUGCAUCAUAAAUAGGUUUAGGCUUAUCAAAUUUAAUUAAUCUAUAAUCUCUGAACCUUGAAAUAGGAUGGAAUAAUAUUGGCGAUAACGGUGUUACAGGUCUAGGCUCUGCUUUUUCAAACCAUCCUAAUCUUAUCACAUUAGAACUAUAAGUUAAUAACAACAAUAUUAAUACUGAAGGAGCAUUGGGUUUAAGUCGUUCAUUAGCAAAAUAGACAAAUCUUACUUAAUUAAAUCUUUACAUUUAGGAUAAUAAUAUUGAAUAACAAGGUGCUUCAAAUUUAAUAUCUGCUUUAUCGAGUUAUCAUUAGCUCAUUAACUUUUCAAUCAAUAUUGGAUGGAAUAAUAUAUAAUCUAAAGGAUUAUAAGAUAUAGCCUCUACAUUAUCUUACUGUCCUAGUCUUUAAUAAUUAACAUUAUGGUCUAUUUAUAAUAAUAUUGAUGAUUAAGGCUUAUGCAGUCUAAGUGCUAGUUUAGUAAAUUGUACGAACCUCAAAAUAUUAGAGAUAGAGCUUGGGAGCAAUAGUAUUAGCGACUAAAGUAUAACAGUUUUAGGUGAAACAUUAGUGAAAUUAUAGAGUAUCUCUUCUUUAUUGCUAAGUCUUUAAUGGAAUAAUAUAAGUGACUAUGGUAUAUCACAGCUAAGCCUAUCUUUAGCCAAAUGCUCUUGUCUUAAAAUAUUACAAUUAACUGCUAAUAAUUGCUCUAUAGGAGAAAAAGGAGUAUAAGAACUUUUUAAUGGGUUAUUAAAGUGCAGUAAACUCUCAAUAUUUAAACUCGAACUUUAAGGAAAUGAGAUUUUGAAUGAAUAAUAGUAUAUUAACAAAUUCAAAAAAAUAAAGAGAAUAGUAGAGUAACAAAUUUAACUAAUUUGAAAGUUCACAGUAACAAUAAAUCUUUGGAGACUUUACAUAAAACUGAAUAGUUAAUCCUUUUUAAAAUAUGUUAAUUUUUAAGGGAAUCUUAUGUUAAAUUUUAAAUUUAGUCACUG